Mercenaria mercenaria is the source of this 2374-nucleotide messenger RNA. RefSeq lists its product as uncharacterized. NCBI's taxonomy places the organism in Eukaryota, Metazoa, Mollusca, Bivalvia, Venerida, Veneridae. Gene Ontology annotation, molecular function: G protein-coupled receptor activity. The record is from RefSeq and is a predicted model, not a curated record. The transcript has 2 exons. Gene Ontology annotation, cellular component: membrane. Bases 627 to 2075 code for a protein of 482 amino acids. Gene Ontology annotation, biological process: G protein-coupled receptor signaling pathway.
GUGAGGAAUGUCUAAUUUUUAUUCUCUGGAGAUUAUUCGGUUAGUUUAAUACAUAGUGCCUUAUGAAAUUGAAAAGAAGAAAGGAAUGCAGUAUAAUUUUCAUUAGGACUGUGACAAUUUAAUAUCUUUGUGAUAACGUUUAGUUUUGAAAAAUAUAUAACAAGCUUUAAAACUAACAAAAGACAGUUUCAAACCUGAACCAAUGUCGUUCAUCCUUCACAAUGUCGUGUGAAACAACAAAACGUACUUGGGAUAUUGCUUGUUGCUCCAGUUCUACAGAAGGAAAAGAGAAAUAGUGAAAUCUUACAAAGUCUAUGUAUAUUGAUGUUUUGUUUAGUUCAAGAAGGAAAGUUUUUGAAAAGGUUUGAAAUAAUUGAAAAAUGUUCAAAGUUGUAAUAUUAGUAUUUAUUGCUGGAUGUGAACUUCGUGUUUAUUAAUUAAUAAAGGUUAAAGGAAAUGGAGAUACGAGUAAAGACAAUAUGAAACAUUCGAGGAUCAAAAUUUUCUGUUUAGACUUGGUAUCAAAAUUGAAGUUCCUUUCUGGUCUUAACGUAGACGUCAAAAUGUUUUAAAACAAUACAACAAACGGUAAUAUCAUAAAUGAUUUGAACAUUUAUUGCACGGAUAUGACAACUGACACAGUCAACGUGCAGAGUACUUACGUCUAUGAAGAUUACUCUAACUUCGACUAUGGAGACGAAUACAUGUACCCCGGUUACCAAUUUGAAAGGCCGGUCUAUUUAUAUCUUUGGGAAAUUUUGGUAAUCGUAACUUUCAUUCAAAACCUUCUGAUUUUAUCAGUGUUCAUGCGCAGAAAGAUGUGCAACCCAACAAACAUAGUUUUCUCUGCGAUAGCAAUUUCCGAUUCUCUGACUGGACUGGUAACUCUUCCAACUUACAUUAUGGUGUUCCAGAGGUAUGAUCCAUUACCAGUCUCUUACUAUGAGGAUAAUUUUGCGAACGUGUCUGAAAAAGUAUAUUACGAGCAGAAUAGACUUUUGGACAAUAAUCUGUAUUCCAAUAACUCAGCUUUUAACAACUCGGCUUACAAUAAUACCGUCUCUGUUUAUUCAAGUGAAAAUCCAAACAGUUUUUAUCUAACGACAACGUUCAGUUCUAGUUCGGUAGUCAAUGCUUCAGAAACAUUGUCAUCAGCAGUGUACCAUUCAGCAACACAUUCGCCAUUGGACGGAUAUAACCUCAGUAAAAAUCUUUGUCGUGGAUUUAUGAUCUCAAAAUACAUUUUUUCGAAAUCAUUCCAUACUAUCUCAAUCUUUUUGACAUUGUUCCUUGAAAUUCAGAGAUACGUUUCCAUGGCAUACCCUUAUAGAUAUGAAACGUGUUGUAAUAAAUCUAGGAUUGUUAAAAUAUAUUGUAUAUCUGCAUUCGUUUUGUGUCCAUUUCUCCACUCGUAUCAUUUGGGAAGCGAAAAGGCAACAGGAGGAAUGUGUCAAUGGGAACUUAGUGGAAAUGGCUGCGGAAAAGACUGUAUAUAUUUAUGGAUAGCAUUUGUAGUGCGACAUUUCAUUCCAUGUGUAAUACUUGUGAUAUUUACACUAUUGUUUAUACAUCAACUGAGAAAAGGAGAGAAAAGCUUUCGACGAAUGGACAGUAACUCGUCACAGUAUUCCAGAAGGGUCCAUGAAAAUCGGCGUAUUACUUUUAUAGUAACUGCUGUUGUUGUUGUUCGAUUAAUUCCCGAAAUACCAUAUAGCAUUUUUCUGUUAUUUAAUAGCAUAGACGUGACAGUUAAUAUGGGGAAAGACAUAGAUCUUGAGACGAACAGAAUUUUUCAUAUGUGCUACGAAUUGUGUCUCAUAUGUUCGUUUCUAGCUAACUUCUAUAUAUAUUUAAUUUUCAAUAAGUCGUUUCGAAAACGCCUGUAUCGAACAUUUAUUGAACCUGUCAGGAAACAAUUUGGUGUUUCAUUAAGGCUGCACGAGUUUCAGUCAUCGCCACCUACCAGAAAACUUACGAUGAAGUUUGCAGAAUCAGUUAAACCUGGCGAGGAGAUUGAAAUGAAAACUGCUCAUUCCGAAUUUUCCGACAAACUUGUCAAAAUCGGAACGAAGUGAAGAGACAGAUGCUGCAAAAUUCAGAAUAUCGUUAAAUGUAUUCGUAUCUAAAUGCAAAUAACAGAUUUUGUUUACAUAGUAAAAGGAAUUAGUUCUACUUCUUUUCACGUGAUUGUAAUAUAAACUAUGAAAAAGUUACUUACAUGUAUUAUUGUUCAUUUUGAGACUGAAAAUAUUUUCGACCCACGUCUUUUUGUCUAAAAUAAUUCAUAAAUAACCCUGACAUUACGUAAAGAACAUUUUUGUUUUCAAAAGUAGAUGAUGUUAAGAUAAGGAUAAAUGAGCCGCGCCAUGGGAAA